CUAGUUUGGCGAAACAGUUCUGCGGAGUCAGCGGGACCGCUCGGAGCACGCUUAGGAGUUACUGUGGUUUGAUAAAUACUUGCAAAUAAUCUACAAAAUGAAGACCAUGCUUACUUAUGGAGACCGGAACAGUCAAUAUGGGUCUAGUUUAAUGGUGUUUACAGGAAUUAUAUAUAUAGAUCCUUAAUGCCCACCUUCUCUUACAAUUCCUUUCCCAAAGUUGCAAAGACCGUUUUAUGUCGUCCAUCGAAAAAGCAAAGAUAGUACUCAGCGGAAAAGAAGAGGAAGUCGCCCGCGGCAAAACUAGACAAGGCUGUGCCCUGUUCUUUCCUAUACGGAAUGGAAAUUACCUCAUUCCCCCCAGAGUUCGAAGUGACGUUCAAGACACACAAUGAUCCGGCAAAUCCUAGGAAUUGGUCGACGUGGUAUAAAGCAUUUUUGAUAGGAUGUGCCUCCUGGACAACGUGGCUGGUAGUUCUCUACUCGACCACGUACACUUCUGGGAUUCAGGAGCUCAUGUCAGAGUUUCAUUCCUCUAAUUUUGUAGUGACAUUAGGGGUUACGACAUAUCUUUGCGGUCUCGCUGUUGGCGCAGUGUUGUCUGCUCCUCUUGGUGAGGUAUACGGCCGAAAGGUGGUCCUUGUCGUGGGAAUGUUCAUGUUUAUUGUUUUCCUGAUUCCGUGUAACUUCACGACAGCGAUAUCUCAGAUCUUGGUACUAAGGUUUCUCGGAGCUAUGGCCGGCUCCGCGUCCAUUGCAAACUCCCCCGGCAUUCUGGUGGACGUUGUGCCUGAAGAAUCCAGAGCGCUAGCUUAUUCGAUAUGGUCUAUUGGGCCAUUGAACGGACCUGUCUUUGGGGCUGUCAUUGGCGGCUUUGUCACACAAUAUCUGGGGUGGCGCUGGACAAACUGGCUAAUCCUGAUAUUCGCAGGGUUCUCCUUUGCCAUGCUUUGUUGCAUUAAGGAAACCUAUCCGCCAGUGAUCCUGCGCCGGCAAGCAAAUGAUCUUCGGCUCAAGACUGGAGAUGGGCGCUGGUGGAGCCGACAUGAACAGAAUAUCCCGUUGAGAGAGAUGUUACGUGUGAACCUGUCCCGUCCUUUGAAGAUGACUUUCCAGGAGCCGAUCAUAAUUUUUUUCAACGUUUAUAUUGGCUUGAUUUACGGUAUUCUAUACCUCUGCUUUGUCGCUUAUCCUUACGUCUUCCAUGAGGUUCGCGGUUGGACAUUGGGGUUUUCAGGGUUGGCUUUCUUGGGCAUCGGCUUGGGCGGUUUUCUAACGAUUGUGGCCGAGCCUCUGAUCAAGCGGAUGAUCCGGUCGCACAAACCAGACCCGGGAACGCGGAGCCCGCCACCUGAAUGCAUGAUGAGUAUCGUAUGUAUUGCCUCGGUUCUGAUCCCGACUGGCCAGCUUUGGUUCUCCUGGACGUGCCUGCCGACGCGAAUCCACUGGAUUUGGCCAAUCCUAGCCGGAGUGCCCAUUGGCGCGGGGAACAUUGCAGUGUUCAUCUAUGCCACGACCUACCUCGCAAACACGUACGAACUGUAUGCCGCUUCGGCGCUGGCAAGCAACACGGUCGUCCGAAGCGUGCUAGGGGGUGUAUUGCCGUUGAUCGGAUCACGUCUCUACCAGAGCCUUGGCGCGAACUGGGCCAGUUCGUUGCUUGGAUUUCUUCAGAUAGCGAUUAUUCCAAUCCCUUUUGUCUUUUACAAGUACGGUGAUCGCAUCAGGAAGAGAAGCAGUCUCAUCGCAAGCAUACAGGAAGAGAAAACGCGCAAUGCAUUGCUACAUGGAAGCGGAGGGUUACUGAGAGAUGAAUGCUAGGAGAAAAGUGGGGGACUGCAUGGGGAUGCGGAAGAUUUACCCAAAUAAAGGGUUGAGACGAGUAAAAGAUUGAGCGGGGAGUCUGCAUACAGCAUAUGACAACCACGAUUCGCGUUCAAUUCGGAG
Molecule: messenger RNA, 1947 nt
Organism: Pseudogymnoascus verrucosus
Lineage: Eukaryota; Fungi; Ascomycota; Leotiomycetes; Thelebolales; Thelebolaceae
Exons: 3
Coding region: 340-1821 (493 amino acids)
Biological process (GO): transmembrane transport
Molecular function (GO): transmembrane transporter activity
Source: RefSeq, a predicted model, not a curated record